AGGGCUGCUCAUUCUCUCCCAGAGGGUGGUGGCCCAGGGUGACCUGGUGAGGUGGGUGGAGGGGAGCGUAGGACUGCUCUGCCUCCCUCCUGACUGCUCCCAAUAUGAAAUGAAGGGGAGGUGGAGGAAAGAAAAAUGGAGAGUCCUCCGCCCAACAGCACCAGUCCUGAAGACGUGAGAGGCUCAAAGGCUGCGGUGUCAGAGGAAAAUGCAGAGAUUAAGGAGCCAGUGCAGGAGCUGGAAUGUCAACGCAUGCUGCUCUCUGCAGAGCACACUGCGAUCUGCCCCAAACUGGGGACAAACCUAACAGUGAGGCAUUGUGAGGAGGAGGACACACAACAGGAGGAGGAGGAAGAACAAGUGAAGGAGGAGGAGGAGCAGAAGGAAGAGAAGGAGGAGGAGGAGGAAGGAGUGGAGGAGGAGGGGAAUGAACAAGUGGAGAAGGAGGAGCACAAAGGAGUGGAGGAUGACGAGAAGGAGCAGGACAAGCAGGUGGAGGAGGAGGAUGAACAACUGGAGGAGGAGGAACAGAAGACACAGGAGAAGGAAGAGGAUGAUGAACAAGAGGAGGACGAUAAAGGAGAUGAGGAUGAGGAGUACUGGAACCAGGAGGAGGAGGAGAAGGAGGAAGUUGAACAAGUGGGAGUGGAGGAGAAGGAAGAAGGAGAGGAAAAGAAGGAGGAGGAGCUGGCAGGGGAGGAGGAAGUGGAAAUGGAGGAGGAGGAGCAAGAGGAGGAGCAAGAGGUGGAGGAGGAGGAGAACAAGGAGCAGGAGGAGGAGGAAGAGCAGCAGGAGGAGGAUGAACAUACCCCACAGCUAUUCUCAGUGAAGGGAGAGGAGCAGGAGGAGGUUCUCUGCCUGCAAGAAGACUGCAGGUCCUGUCAGGGCGAGUUCCAGGGCACUGCACAGAGCCAUGGUGAGGAGCCCACUGUGGGAUCCCCACACUCCAAGGAUGUUGCAGCCUCAGAUGAGCAGUGUGGUCCUGCAGAGGGGAGCCCCGCACACACUGAACAGCCUCCAGUUGAAGAGGCUGUGGUCGAGUGCCCCCCAGAACCCCAGCUGCUUGAGAAUGAGAAUCUGCACAGGGCCCUGGCUUGGGCCUUCACCCCUGAGUCAGUGAUUUCUGCUUUGGAACAGCACUGAGGAGUAGGAAACCAUAGAACCCAAUGCUCGGUGCCCUCUUUCCCCCAUUCAGUCCCUGCUUCCCUGUCCCUCCUCUCCUGACUCUUUUCCUGCCAGAAAAACUCCACCAAUUUAUUUCUUCCUAGAGAUAUUUGAAUUCCAACAAUUCUUUAAAAUAUCAAACAAUGUACGUUUAUUUCAAUAAAAAUGAA
Messenger RNA from Cavia porcellus (domestic guinea pig), 1334 nucleotides. Its product is annotated as cilia- and flagella-associated protein 251-like. Lineage: Eukaryota; Metazoa; Chordata; Mammalia; Rodentia; Caviidae. The record is from RefSeq and is a predicted model, not a curated record. Bases 136 to 1143 code for a protein of 335 amino acids. The transcript is spliced from 5 exons.